This is a messenger RNA of Cylicocyclus nassatus, 2049 nucleotides long. NCBI's taxonomy places the organism in Eukaryota, Metazoa, Nematoda, Chromadorea, Rhabditida, Strongylidae. The record is from the annotation of a GenBank genome assembly.
AUGAAGACGUUUUCAAUACUUAUUACCAUUGCUUUUACGUUUCACAACACAUUUUCUGCAGAUGAGAAAUAUGACCAAAUUCCUGCAGAAACGGAAGAAGAACUAAUUCAGGCUCGCCAAAAUCUGCUUCCUAUAGGCGAAGAUCCACCUAUCCAGUCAAUUUACGAAAUAAAUGAAAAAUCGAAUUUGAGCAAAUACUUUUACCAAGGAGAUAUACUCCUUACAGCGCCGCAGGCUGUGAGAAUUGCUGAAAGGACAACUCCAAUUCGUCGCAAACGGCAAGCAUUUCGCGACGCAUAUUAUCCAGAUACCAUAUGGAACAACACCGUUUACUACUACUUUGAUGAUACAACCACUGUUGCAAUGAUCAAAGCUUUUCGAGCUGCGGCAGCGUUUUGGGAAAACAAUACUUGUCUUCGAUUCGAAGAAAACGAAAAGAGUCCCGACAGGAUUCGCGUUUUCAAGGGGGUAGGCUGCUGGUCCUACAUAGGCCGUAUAGGCGGUCGACAAGAUCUGUGCUUGGGAGAUGGAUGCGAAACCGCUGGAAUAGCUUCACAUGAACUUGGCCAUGCUCUAGGGUUCUUCCACACCCAGUCAAGACAUGACCGAGAUGAAAACAUAAAAGUUAUCAUUGAAAACAUAAAGCCUCAGUAUGUGGACCAGUUUGAUAAGGAAACUAAGGAGACCAAUUACAACUACGAUAUGCCUUAUGAUUACGGAAGUAUCAUGCAGUAUGGGCUGAAAAGCGCAUCAAAAAAUGAUGAACCUACUAUGUUAGCAUUAGAUGCACUCUACACAGAAGCUAUGGGAUCUGACAUAGUAGCCUUCUACGACAUUUCAAUGAUCAAUGAGCACUACGGCUGCAAAGAGAAGUGUAAAUCAUCAGGCACAGAAUGUCAUAAUGGAGGAUUUCCUAAUCCGAACAACUGCAAUAUUUGUAUAUGUCCAAGUGGUUACGGGGGCACGCUGUGCAACGAAAGGCCUCCUGGAUGCGGUGAAACUUUGAUAGCUGGACCAUCAUACAGCCAAAUGAUCAGUGUCGUUGGUGAUGGAUCAAAACGAAAAAAACUCUAUUUUUCUCAGUGUGCAUAUUGGAUUGAGGCUCCGGCGGAUAAGCAUGUCGAAGUCCGCUUUGAUAACUACAGAGGUUAUUACGGUGAUGGAUGCAUCUACGGUGGUGUUGAAAUAAAAUCACACCCAGACCAACUGCGAACAGGCUAUAGAUUCUGCUCUCCCUCUAACGAGGGUACAGUUCUUGUUUCACCUUCAAAUCGGUUACCCGUUAUCACAUUCAAUCGUUACUACAGAUCUCAUAUAACUCUUAGUUAUCGUUAUGUUGAUGAAGUUCCUGCAACAGAUCCUGCGACCACUCAAUCGGCUGACGAGAAGACGGCACCUCCAGACAUUACGACUCCUUCACCCAAUAUCGAAGACCCUUCAGCCACCACGGAAUCGAUUAAUCAAGAGACGGAUGUGUUACCUCCGAACCUCACAACUCCUUCACCUGAAAUCGAGGACCCCUCAGCUACCACGGAACUGAUUAAUCAAGAGACGGACGUAGUACCUCCAGACAUUGCAACUCCUUCACCUAUUAUCGAAGACCCUUCAGCCACCACGGAAUCGUCUGAACAGGGGACGGACGUAGCAAUCAUAGACACUGCUCCUCCAUCUGACCCUGAAGAUCCUCCGGCUACUAUGUUACCAACUGAACAGGCGACUGACGUGGCACCUGCGGACGUGACAACAUUUCCACCAAAUACGGAAGACCCUUCAGCUAUAACAGAAGUGGAUGACCAAGAAGAGUACGUGGAACCUACAGAAAACACACGUCCAGAACCUUUUGGCGUUGGUAACCUUAUGACGUCUGCAAAGCCGAUUGAUUCCUUAAUGACAACUCCAUUGUCUCCUAGCGCUGCCGAACUCCCAACUACUACGGGACCGUCAGUAUGCAUAGAUCUAUCCCCAGAUUGCAGCAUUCUCGCAUCACACGGGUACUGUCGCUUUCCAAGUAUACGUAUGCGAUGUUUAAAAUCUUGUAAAGUAUGUUAA